Nerophis lumbriciformis (worm pipefish) is the source of this 1039-nucleotide messenger RNA. RefSeq names its product C-type lectin domain family 10 member A-like. Lineage: Eukaryota; Metazoa; Chordata; Actinopteri; Syngnathiformes; Syngnathidae. The record is from RefSeq and is a predicted model, not a curated record.
AUAAACAGCACUUGCAUAAAAGUACAAUGGAGAACAUUCAGUCGCAGCCAGAACAAGAAGAAGAAACUCCAGUGGAACAAAAGAUUGUCAAAGAUUUCAACAGAAAUCGGCGUUCACAUGCUCAGACAUUUCAACAAGUGGGAGCUGCAUGUGGGAUUCCACGCCACCGCUUAACUGUCCUGCUUCUGGGCAUGCUCACUGCUAUUCUGCUAAUAGCGGCUGUUGUCAUCGCCAUUUACUGUGCUAAUGCCAACGACGACCACCUUCAGACUCCUCAUUCAGCUGUCUCUGCCCUUAUCAUCGAACGUAAUUAUCUCCGCAACCAUACGGACAUCCUGAAAGCAGAGCGGGAGGCUGAGUUGGCAAUAGUAAGACAGCAGACAAGCCUCAUUCAAAUGAAGCUCCAACUGAAGCAGCAGAGGAGACUUAGUGACGUCCUUCAGAACAAGAUUGAAGUGCUUCAAAGUGAAAAAGCAAAUCUGCAGUCCAAAAAAAAUGCUCUUGAACAAAGCUGUGGCAGAUGCCCUGCAGGAUGGACCCUCCUUAAAUCUACCUGCUAUUAUUUCUCUCUCCCUGACCACGACUCCAAGAAGAACUGGCCAGACAGCAGAGCAGACUGUCUUGGUCGAGGUGGAGACCUACUGGUGAUCGAUAACUUGCAGGAACAGGUACUUGUUAGCGAAAAUGCUCCGAAAACAAGCUCCAGUUCAGUUUUAUGGUGGCAGAACGGAUAUUGGAUGGGCCUGCGAGUGAUGGGGUCCCAGAGAACAUGGAUGUGGAUUAACAAUACGACUGAGAUUGAAACAGGGUACUGGAGAAAUGAUCAGCCAAGCAGCAGUGGACCUCAGACUGGGAACUGUGCAGCUUUUCUUUAUUAUACUGACACCAGCAAAGUAUGGUACAAUGGAAAGUGCCAGGAGCACCUGUUCAACUGGAUAUGCGAGAUGCUGGCAAAGCCUUUUAAGUAGUCGAAACUCAACUUGAAUACAUUGCGCCCAGGAAAAAUGUUCAAAUAAACAUAUCUGCAUUAUUAAUGUCA